Molecule: messenger RNA, 1743 nt
Organism: Paramuricea clavata
Lineage: Eukaryota; Metazoa; Cnidaria; Anthozoa; Malacalcyonacea; Plexauridae
Source: the annotation of a GenBank genome assembly
AUGAAUGGUGAUACUAAUGAUCAUAACUGUACUAAUAGUUCUUAUAAAUGCAAUGAAUGCGAAUUUGUCUCGGACUCGCAGGGUGGCCUCGGAGUUCAUCGUGUGAAAAAACAUAAAGCUAAUGGAUGUGAUAACAUCAAUUCUGUCUCGGUUGUGUGUGAAUACCCUCAAGGGAAAUCAUUCUAUUGCUGUAUUUGCAAUACCAUUAUUAAAUCCUGGCCCAACUUCAAGAGACAUUAUAAGAACAUUCACCCCAAUAUUCCAUUGACCGCUUCCGCCGUAUGCACCCUAUGCAAUAGAGUCUUUAGCGAAUUAAAGGGCGCUGGUGUACAUAUGAAACGCGAACAUGACAUUUCUUCCUCGUCAGUUAUUCCUCCAUCGUCUCCGUCUCCAAUCAUGUCAUCAGUUAAUUUUGCUGAUAGUCAACCAUGUAAUGAUUCGUGUGCACCGGAGUCAACCGUUUCUGCUACAUCUCCACCACCUGUUCGUCGGACAUCUAAGAGACGGCGCCGUAGUCAUAAGUUAUUACCUACUAAUCAACCGCCCAAUUUUCCUUCUAUCACAUCCCCAAAUGGUAUCCCAUCAACAAACCUACCCUCCUGCCGUUCCACCCCCUUAUCCCAAAUUCCUUCUACCAACGAUCCUGUUCUUGAACCAAUGGUCGCCUUAAUUGGUUGUACUGCUGUUGAAAGUAUCCCCCUCAUACUAAAUUCCCCUCCUUCCUCCGAACCUCUUGAUUCAAUGGUCUCCUUAAUUGGUUGUACUGAUGAGGAUAGAAUCCCUAAUGCUCCUGACUCCCCCCCUGAUAUGGAAGUUGUUAUUAAUCCUUUGGUCGCCUUCAUUGGUAGUACUGAUGAAAUAUCAACGUCCCAUAACCCCGAUUCCAUUCCUACCGUUUGUGCCCAUGCCCACAAAGUUCCAGACCCUGUCAUUUGUGAUCUCUCUCCUGAUGAUGAUGAUGAUGAUGAUCCGUUUGAUAUCCCCCCACCCCUUUCCCCUCCUCGUCCGUUGUCCCAAUUCUCAUUCCUUAAUCCUCCUCCCUCUACAUCUCCCUCCUCAUUAUCUCAGUCUCUAAAUCCCAAUGCGCUGAAUUUUCAACCAACCCAAAAUGUUACCCUUUCUCCUCCUCCUGGUGUUAUUCCAACUUCACCCAUCAACUGUUCCACUAUUCCCAAUGUUACCGAUCCUGGCCAAACCAAUGCCUCAUCCGAUGAACCCACUGCAGUUUCUACAGAAUUCGUUGAGAAAUGGUCGUCUUCUUUUGCUGCCAAUACCAGCUGGCAAGAAUUCUCCGAACAUUGUAAUCAGUUCGCUAACGACGUCAUUUCCGAAUGUGAUAGAAAUUUUCAGAGUAAGAAAAGAGCUGUCCCUCGCCGCCCUGCUCGUCCUUCCGCAAGACCUGUCAACAACAACCGCAGGCCAUUACGCUAUAAUCCUAUUGAAGCUAGAAGGAUCCAAAGUUUAUAUAGGAUUUCCAAGAAGCGGGCUGCGAGACAAGUGAUCUGUGAUAAUAAGCCUUCUUACUCUGGCUCGGUGGAUGAGGCUAAUCAGUUUUUCACUCGUGUAUUUGGUGAGAAAAAUGUUGAUGUGGAUGCGGUAAAGAAAGGUUUGGAUGAGUUCGUCCCUUCUGGCCAAAAGAUGACACUCUGGGCGAUCCAAUUACAUCGGAUAAAGUAUCCAAGAAACUACGUUCCUUGUCGAACUCUGCGCCCGGUGCUGAUAGGGUUGAAUACCGUCACCUGA